Messenger RNA from Octopus sinensis (East Asian common octopus), 5015 nucleotides. RefSeq lists its product as uncharacterized. The transcript is spliced from 35 exons. The record is from RefSeq and is a predicted model, not a curated record. Gene Ontology annotation, molecular function: protein binding. The coding region runs from base 148 to 4881 and encodes 1577 amino acids. Lineage: Eukaryota; Metazoa; Mollusca; Cephalopoda; Octopoda; Octopodidae.
UGUGCUAACAGAUGGACAAUCGAGUAAUAGAGCAUUUACAAAACGUGAGGCGACCUUAUCCACGGAACAAACAUACAAGUAUUUGCCAUUGGGAUUGGUAAAGGCAUUAAUCGUAACGAACUGAAUUCUAUCGCCUCUACCCCUGAUAUGGUUUCAACUGUAGGAAACUUCAACGAAUUAAAGAAAAUCCAAGACAAGCUUCAUACACAAACAUGUACAGCUAAACGCCAAUUUGGUAAUUGGACCCCCUGGAGUCCAUGUACGGCUUCCUGCAACACUGGGUUUAAAAACCGCACCCGAACAUGUCUUCUCAAAAAAUGUUAUGGAAAUACUACCGAGAAAAAAGCCUGCAAUCAACAAGCCUGUCCAACCGAACUUCCAACAACUCCAGCACCAAAAUGCAACUACUCUAUAGCAGAUGUUGUGUUUGCACUCGAUGCAUCAAGUAGCGUCGGGGCUGUUAAUUUCCAGCGAAUGCUAAGAUUUGUCGAUGCCAUCACGAAAAGUUUUGAAGUCGGUAAAGACUCUGUUCAUGUGGGUGUUGUAACAUUUGCAGAUCACGUAAAGCUGCGUUUUCAUAUGAACAAAUAUUACAACAUGUCAAAGAUAUUGGAGGAAAUCAGAAAAAUACCAUACAAAGGAGGUUCAACAAAUACUGGUGAAGCUAUUCAUUAUAUACGUACAACUAGUUUUCUCUCUCAAAACGGUGCCCGUUCCAACGUGCCUAAAAUCGCAAUUGUCAUUACUGAUGGACGUUCGAACGUUCCUGUUACGACAGCUCAAGAAGCUGCUGCUCUCAAGAAAGACGGCGUUAUCGUAUUUUCUAUUGGAAUUGGUAACAAAGUUUAUCCGACAGAACUGGAGCAGAUUGCAUCAGCAACAGCUAAAGAUCACGUAUUUUUGGUCAAUAACUUUGAGGCUUUGAACAACAUAAAGAAGGCCGUGGCAUUCCGAGCUUGUGAAGCACAGAAAAAUACAACAGAGUCACCAGUAAUUAUCGAGAAAUGUCCAGCGCGAGCUGAUAUUGUAUUUGUCCUGGAUUCCUCUGCAAGCAUCGGUAAAAGUAAUUUCCAGAAAGUUCUAAAUUUUGUGACAACCAUCAGUAAUAGAUUUACGAUCGGCCCUGAUCAAGUACAAAUAGGUAUUGAUUCGUUCGACAGUGCUACUAGGACUGAAUUUGCAUUGGAUAGUUAUAAUGACACUUCUUCUCUUCUGGCUGCCAUCAAUAAAAUCCGGUAUCACGGCGGUAGCACUCAUACCGGUGAAGGAUUGGAAAGACUGUUCUCACAAAGUAUGACAUUUAGUAAUGGACUUCGACCAAACGUUACACGCAUUGCUAUAUUGAUUACGGACGGUCAGUCGAAUGGACCGGUCAACGUUCAGAGUGAAGCACAGAAGAUAAAGAACAGCGGCAUUUUAUUAUUUACCGUUGGCAUUGGAGAUAUAAAUACAAACCUACUGGCGCAUAUUUCCAGCUCACCAAAAAGUGAUUUCGAAUUUAGAGUUGAAGACUUUGCUGUUCUACACUCCAUUGCCUCAAGAUUAUCGAAGUCUUCCUGUAACGUUGCUCCUCAUGAGAACGGAACUGCAUCAGAAUGUUACGCUACGGCUGAUAUUGUCUUUGUUAUGGAUUCCUCAGCAAGUGUCGGUUACAAAAACUUCCAUAAGAUGCUUGAUUUUGUCGAGAAACUCGUAGACAAAUUCGAAAUUGGUCCAAAACAUAUACAAAUCGGUGCUAUGAGUUACAACAGCCGUCCCCAUCUAGAAUUUCACCUGAACAAAUUCAAUAGCAAAAGUGCCAUCAAGAAAGCCAUCUCAAAAAUACACUACAAAGUUGGUAAUACCUACACAGAUCAAGCUAUUAACUUUAUGCAUUAUCACAUGUUCACCCACGCCAACGGUGCUCGUACUAAUGUACCAAAAAUUGGUGUUAUAAUAACCGACGGUGAAUCGACAUUGCCUGAGGACACCAAAUUAGAAGCUGAAGCUGCAAGACAUAGCAAUAUCACAUUGAUUUCCAUUGGGAUCGGCUCUUCAAUUAGUCGCAAAGAAUUAAACGAAAUUGCAACAGAUCCGGAUAGUUCUCAUGUAUUCAACGCGAGAGAUUUUAACAAUUUGAUUCAUAUAGUGGACACUGUCGCUAACAAAACAUGUGUUGCAAUACCAAAAGAUGUGAAGCCGAAAGAUUGUAAUGAUAUCAUUCCGAACUGUAGAUACUUCGGAGUAGAAGCAUGCAACGCCUAUCCUGAUUGGUCAUCAGAUUAUUGCUCCAAAUACUGCGAUAUGUGUGAAUACAUCGGUUGCAAAGAUAAAUUUAAAACUUGCAAGGAAAAAUCCCAAAAAGGCGUGUGCACAGAGUCCCCAGUUUGGGCCAGAGAUAACUGCAUUCAAUCAUGUAAUAUGUGCAAACACCGAGGAAACAAGACAAUCGCGAAGGAAGUUGGACAUUGCGUAUACAAGGGAAAGCUUUAUGCUCAAAGUGAAACUUGGAUGGAUGGCUGCGAUUUAGAAUGUUCAUGCUUGGAUAGUCACACUGGUGUUUUUUCAUGUUGGAAUAAAUGUCCUAUUUACCACAACCUUCCACCAAUGUGCACUUUGGUCGACGUUGAAGGAGAGUGUUGCAAGAAGCCCAUUUGCAACUUCAACGGUCAACAUACGAAAACUACUGGUCAUAACAAGGGUAAAAGCCUUGGUGUUGAUGUUUGUAUGUAUGAUGGCCAUCCAUAUUACCAGGGACAAACCUGGCAGUCUGGCUGUGAAUACAAUUGUAAAUGCGUAGAUUCCUCGUCUGGAUAUUGGACGUGUGACUCAAGAUGUCCAACUUAUAUUGGAUUGCCAGCAGAAUGUUCCCUCAUGAAAAGAGCAGGAAAAUGUUGUGGAGAAGUAAACUGCGCCUUCAAUACCCACUUUGGAAGGUUUAAGGGAGAGGGCAAGAGAGUUGCCAUAGAGUAUCCACCUACAACAGGACCUUGCAUUGAUAAACUUGACUGUAGUACUCUCGGUUCUGGAAUCUGCACACAACCCGAGUUAAAAGCCUGGGCUGCAUUAAAUUGUCCUAAAACUUGCGGCACUUGUUCGACUGCUAUGACACCAUUGAAAGGUUCCUGUUUAGUGAACGGUAAGAAAAUUCCAGAAGGUCAUACUUGGCAGGAUGGAUGCUCCACUUGUGUUUGUGAAAAUGUCGCGCUAGGAAUUGCAAGAUGCUAUGAACAAUGUUCCAAAGUCACUGUCCUACCACCAAACUGCCGCAGAAUAAAGGACUCAAAUGGAUGCUGUGAAAAAAUAGCUUGCACUCAAGGAGUUCUAUCAGGAUCAAACAGAGGCAAUUCUACGGGUGGUCAUAAACUAAUCCACAAUUCAACACAUGGAUUGAUAACCAAAGACAUUUCGGGAUGCCUCUACAAAGGAAAAUAUUAUGCAGAAAAAAGCGUUUGGAACGAUGGAUGCCAACUACAAUGUACCUGCCAAAAUGGUACAUCUGGGAUGUAUGAAUGUCAUCAAAGGUGCCCCAUUUUUGAAGACCUUCCCAAUGAUUGCCGACUUGUUGAUUUCCCAGGCGAACCAUGCUGUGUUAUUCCAGAGUGCAAUUCCACUCAUACCAUUAUACCAAAAUAUGGUAAACCCAAGAAAGGAAAAGGAAAAGUUACAAGUGAUCCUAAAGGUGGUUGUGUUUAUACUAACGGCAAGAAAUACAAAAAAGGCGAAACCUGGUUAGAUGGUUGUGAUUAUUCUUGUGUUUGCACUAAUGAAGAGAGUGGUGCCUAUAUUUGCGAAAGGAGAUGUCCAUAUAUGGGAAGACCUCCGAAAGGGUGCCGAAUUGUUCGUGACGUAGACGAUGAUUGCUGCAACACGCUUCAAUGCUUACCUUCAACUGCUAUCCCCGACCUUUCAACACCAAUGCAUGUCCCAGGGAAGUGCUUCUACAAAGGAACUGCAUAUGCUGAAGGAGCCCAGUGGAAUGAUGGCUGCAGCAAAUCAUGUGUUUGUGAAAAUGGAAAGUACGGCUAUUACCGAUGCCAAGAUAGAUGCGCAAGCUAUUCACACGUGCCAUCAAAGUGUACUAUGAAACCAGAUCCACUAGAUUCUAAGUGCUGCAAAUUUCCACAAUGCGGAGAUAAUACAACCGUACCAAGUGGAUUCCGAGGUUCAAAGAAUGGAUUUGGAAGAAGUAAUGUGCCCACAACUAUUUAUAAAGGUGUCUGCAUGUACAAUUCAAAGGUCUACAAACAAGGAGAGACAUGGGAAGACGGCUGUGAUUACACAUGUGAAUGUAUUGAUGCCAGCAAAAACCAAUUUCGAUGUCGUCCAAGGUGCGUGCGCUAUUAUGACAUCCCAUCAAACUGCAGAGAAGUGAACAGCACACAGGAUCAUUGCUGCAGCUCUCUUGAAUGUAAACCACUUCAACCUCUAUGUAAUGACAAAAUUGCAACUUGCGUUAAGUACGGGAAAAUCAUUUGCUCGGACCCUUCGUUUCAAGACUGGGUAUUGGAAAAUUGUGCCAACUACUGUAGCGUCUGCGGAGUUACAAGACCGACCAUACGAACUGAUGGUACAACAGUAGCUUAUUCAGUGGGUGAUUGUCGAGAUAAGACGGAUUGCUCUAAGUUCUCGUUUAACCCUUGUGACACGAAUCUACGUAGCUGGGCAGUGGACAAUUGUCCGCAACAUUGUAACCUUUGUGUACCUUUUACGGGAAGCACACCUGACCCAUAUCCAAACUGUCACGAUAAAGAUGCAAAUUGCCCCGGUUAUAAGAUAGACGUAUGUCAUGGAUCGCUUUACAAAUGGGGGCUAUCACACUGCCAACGGUUCUGUCAUUAUUGCGACCGUAAGGUUCCUGCCGUGAUGUAUGAAGCAAGUGCUGCACAUGGUUCUGAAUAAACCAAUGUAUCAUUAUACUAUUAUCCGGCACUGUGAACAUUUUUUCUCUAUAUUCACACUUAUUAUAGCAUUUUCUUUUAUAUGUAUGUAUGUUCAAGAAGUGAAAAUAAAACAUUUAAUAUUCUAACAAUCAA